Messenger RNA from Monomorium pharaonis (pharaoh ant), 1863 nucleotides. RefSeq lists its product as uncharacterized. Gene Ontology annotation, biological process: DNA integration. Lineage: Eukaryota; Metazoa; Arthropoda; Insecta; Hymenoptera; Formicidae. The coding region runs from base 1 to 1863 and encodes 620 amino acids. The transcript has a single exon. Gene Ontology annotation, molecular function: nucleic acid binding. The record is from RefSeq and is a predicted model, not a curated record.
AUGGUUGUUCUGUAUUGGCUACGCGGCGAUAUUUCUCGAUGGAAAUCCUUUGUAUCAAACCGUGUAGCAGAAAUCGUCGAAAUUGUAUCGGCAAGCAAUUGGAAGCAUGUUAAAGGUGUCGAUAACCCUGCUGAUCUGUUGUCGAGAGGCGCUACACCGUCUCAACUCCGAGAUCACUAUCUAUGGUGGAACGGACCGAAGUGGCUGAUGGAGCCUUGUCAAGCGACUACCUUGGAAGAGUCUUCAUUUGAGCCUUCUGAACAAGACGUUUUCAAUGCCGAGGCCGAAGCCAAUGCCAGAGUAGAAUCUCGAAUCUGCAAUGUGAAUAUACGACAGCCUAAAUCUUCCAACGAAAUUAUUCACCAGCUAGUUGAGAACUGCUCGAGCUUGACCAAAAUCGAACGAUCACUAGCUUAUGUCUACCGAUUUGUCUUCAACUGUCGCAACAGGGGCGAAGACAAAAUCUUGACUAGAUUAUCACUACAAGAGUUAGCUACAGCACGUCAAGAUAUAAUCAAAUAUUCGCAGUACAAAUACUUCUCCGAAGAAUUAAGGAGCUUGCUCGCAAAACUUAAGCUGAAUCAAUCCAGUCGGUUACAUAGCUUACACGCCUUCCUGGACAAAAACGACAUUCUCAGGGUGGGCGGACGUCUUCAGCAGGCGCCAUGGCACUUUGAAAGAAAACAUCCCAUUCUAUUGUCCGCACAGUGUAAGACAACUCGUUUAUUAAUUGAGAGGGAGCAUCGAGCUUCAUUACAUGCCAGUCCACAGUUGUUAUUGGCUGUCAUACGACAACGAUAUUGGAUAUUAAAUGCAAGAAACAUAGUACGUCAAGUAUGCCGUUCCUGUGUUUGGUGCUUUCGCAAUAACCCAAGAGGUCUAACUCAGGCAAUGGGAUCUCUACCUAGUGAUAGGAUCACACCAUCCCGGCCUUUUGCUGUCACCGGAGUGGAUUUUGCCGGCCCGAUCAUCACUCUCGUCAAUAAGGGACGUGGUAGGAAGACAUGCAAAUCCUACAUCGCACUGUUUAUUUGCUUUUCCACGAAGGCAAUCCACUUGGAGGCGACUAGCGAAUUAUCUACGGCAGCAUUUUUAGCAACGUUACGCAGAUUUAUAGGACGUCGAGGAGUGCCUAUCCGAAUUUGCAGUGACAACGCUACAAAUUUUGUGGGUGCCAAACGAGAAUUGGAAGAGUUGUAUGCUUUCGUCCGAACUUCAAUUAACGGAACUGUUGGCGAUACAUUGCAAGAAAGAGGCAUCGAAUGGAGGUUUAUUCCUCCCUAUUCCCCUCAUUUGGGAGGCUUGUGGGAGGCAGGCGUGAAGUCCUGCAAAUAUCAUCUGCGAAGAAUAAUGGGCGAUACCUUAUUCACCUUCGAGAAAUUAUCCACUGCGCUAAUUCAAAUCGAAGCCUGUUUAAAUUCCCGACCAAUAUCUCCGAUGUCAUCGGAUCCGUCGGAUUUGGAGCCACUAACGCCUGGACAUUUCCUUGUUGGAGGACCAUUGAUCAGACUCCCUGAUCCGGACAUUUCAGACGUAAAGAUCAAUCGCCUCGAUCGAUGGGAAAUGAUUCAACGUUCCGUUCAAGAAUUUUGGAGACGGUGGGCGGCGGAAUAUGUGGCUAACCUGCAAAGUCGUGUCAAAUGGAAGACCAGACAAGAGAACUUAAGAGUAAAUGACCUUGUAUUGCUGAAAGAAGACAACUUGCCUCCCUUGAAAUGGAAACUCGGGCGAAUUAUCGAAGUUCAUACCGGCCCAGACGCAUUGGUACGCGUUGCAACUAUACGAACCACUGAUGGCCUCGUUAAGCGUACAACUGCUAAGCUUUGUAAAUUACCAUUAGAUGAUCCUGUCGAAAAAGAUUAG